Messenger RNA from Thlaspi arvense, 3505 nucleotides. The record is from the annotation of a GenBank genome assembly. Lineage: Eukaryota; Viridiplantae; Streptophyta; Magnoliopsida; Brassicales; Brassicaceae.
UUAAAGGGUCGCUAAGAAUUUUUUAUUUCUUUAAUCACAGAAGAAAAACUCCUUUGAGAUACAAAUACGAUACGAGAGAUAGAGAGAGAGAGCUUCUAUGUACAAACCCUAGAUUUCACGAAAUCGAUCUAUCCGAUUCUCGUGAAGACGCAGCUUGUUUUCAAUUAUGAUUCUGCAGAUCGAAUUGAAUCUUCCUUAGAUUUAAUCGACGGUCUCACGAUUUCGAUCCUUUUUUUCUACUGGAAUCGGUGCUUGGAGCUCCCGGAUCUUAUGGACUGAAGGCAAGCUCCCGGAUCUGUAGCUGCGAAGAUCUUCGGAGGAGGAUUGAAGAUAUCGGCGGCGCAAUCACCAGCUCUUUCCCCCUGCGAUCUACUAUACUCGAUUUGAUUCAACCCGGACGUUCUCGUGCCUGAAUCUGCAGGGACCACUCUUGGAUUUUUAGAUUUGGUGUGGAAUUGCUGCACGCGUGGAGGUUUCGUCUGUCAAAUUCCGUGAAGUCGAAUCAGCGAAAUAAAUUUUCAAUGGCAAUUUAUUACAAGUUUAAGAGUGCAAGGGAUUAUGAUACCAUCGCCAUGGAUGGCCCUUUUAUAUCAGUCGGUAUUCUCAAAGACAAAAUUUUCGAAACUAAGCAUUUGGGCAGUGGUAAAGACCUUGAUAUUGUCGUCUCCAAUGCCCAAACUAACGAAGAGUAUCUGGAUGAAGCAAUGUUAAUACCAAAGAAUACAUCUGUCCUAAUUCGUCGAGUCCCAGGACGCCCUCGCAUCACAGUUAUUAGUACUGCACAAGAGUACUUUCUCAGACCUUUGAUUCCCAUAUGCUUAGUCAAGCCUAGAAUGGAGAGUAAAGUGGAAAACGUUCAGCCUGAAAUCAGCAAUGUUCCGGUUGCGGAUCCGUCUGCAGGGAAAUAUCCUGAAGAUGAGUGGGACGAGUUCGGGAAUGAUUUAUACUCCAUUCCUGAUGCCCAAGUUGCCCAGGAUAACAAUCCAUGUCCUGUCCUUGCACCAGCAGACGAAAAAGUAGACGAAGAAAGCAAAAUCCAGGCGUUGAUUCACACUCCAGCUCUUGACUGGCAGCGACAAGGUCCAGAUAAUUUUGGGGCUGGGAGAGGUUACGGAAGGGGUUCGAGUGGAAGGAUGGGUGGACGUGGUUUUGGAAUGGAAAGGAAAACGCCACCUCCGGGAUAUAUUUGCCAUCGCUGCAAUGUCCCUGGACAUUUUAUCCAGCAUUGCCCCACAAAUGGUGACCCUGAAUUUGAUGUUAAGAGAGUUAAACCACCUACUGGUAUCCCCAAGUCCAUGUUGAUGGCGACCCCUGAUGGUUCUUAUUCCUUGCCCAGUGGCGCUGUUGCAGUUCUGAAACCAAAUGAGGAUGCUUUUGAGAGGGAAAUGGAGGGAUUGCCAUCAACAACACGCUCUGUAGGAGAACUUCCACCUGAGCUAAAAUGCCCACUAUGCAAAGAAGUAAUGAGAGAUGCUGCGCUUACAAGCAAGUGUUGUUUCAAGAGCUUCUGUGACAAAUGUAUCAGAGAUCAUAUUAUUUCAAAGUCGAGGUGUGUUUGUGGAGCAACUGAUGUACUCGCUGACGAUCUCCUACCAAACAAGACCCUUAGGGAUACUAUUGAACGUAUUUUGGAAGCUGGAAACGAUAGCACUGAGAACGCCGGCAGCGUUGGACAUAUCCCAGAUUUGGAGUCUGCACGCUGUCCACCUCCCAAGGCUCUAUCUCCUACUACAUCUGUUGCAUCUAAAGGCGAGAAAAAACCAGCUCAUAGUAACAACAACAACAAUGCUUCAACCGUAAAGCUGCCAACGGAAGCUGCAGAGAUCACAAGUGCCCCUCGGGCAUCUGCAGAGGAUAAAGUGGAAAAGCCAGUCGAUGCGUGUGAAAGCACUCAAGGGUCCGUGUCUGUGAAAGAAGCAACAGUCUCAAAGCUCAAUACGCAAGCUGCUCCCAAGGAAGAAGUGCAGCAGCAGCAGGUUGCUGCUGGAGAGCCAGCAAAAAAGAAGAAAAAGAAACCCCGAGUGCCUGGACCUGAUAUGCAAUGGAAUAAUCAUGGGCCGGAUCUAGCAGGCCCUGACUACAUGAUGCAAAUGGGUCCAGGUCCCCAGUACUUCAACGGCAUGCAGCCCGGCUUCAACGGUGUUCAUCCUGGCUUUAACGGCGUUCAACCUGGCUUUAACGGAUUUCAUCCCGGCUUCAAUGGAUUUGCAGGCCCUUUUCCAGGCGCGAUGCCUCCUUUUAUGGGUUACAAUCCGAUGGACAUGGCCUUUAAUGGGGGUAUGAACAUGAUGCAUCCUGAUCCAUUUGUUGCACAAGGAUUUGGAUUCCCUAAUAUACCACCACCUCAUAGGGACCUAGCGGAGUUGGGAAACCGUAUGAAUCUCCAACGUGCCAUGAUGGGCAGAGACGAAGCCGAAGCUCGAAAAGCUGAGAUGUUAAGAAAACGCGACAACGAGAGACGAACUGAAGGUGGGAAGAUGUUUAGGGAUGGAGAGAAUAGCAGAAUGAUGAUGAGCAAUGGAACUUCAGCCUCUGCAUCGUCCAUCAACCCUAAUAAAUCUUACUCAGCGCGACCAGCACCUCCGCCACCGAAUCCGGACUACGACCGCCGUAGACGACCGGAGAGAUUAUCUCCCGAGCACCCACCCCCUCGUAAGAUCAAUUCUCCGUCACGAGAUUCCAAGAGAAAAUCCGAGCGUUAUCCUGACGAACGCGAUCGACCACGCGACCGUGAAAGGUCGUCCCGUCACCAAGAGGUAGACCGUGAACACGACCACCGCACUCGCGACCGUCGCGAUGAAGAUAGAAGCCGAGACCAACGUCACCACCGCGAUUCGGAACGCGACCAGCAUCACCACCGUAAGCGAUCGGAACCUCCGUCGUCGGAGCCACUCGCUGCCGCAAGUAAAUCAGAGAUCGAUAACAGUCACAAGUCAAGCGUAUUCGCUCGGAUAAGCUUUCCGGAGGAAGAAUCUUCCAGCAAAAGACGAAGGGGAUCUUCGUCUGCUUCUGCUUCCGUGGCGGACCCGCCUGUCCCUGCCGCCGUUUCCGUCGGAACAUCAAUCCACCGUCACAGCCGGAAGGAAAUUGAGGUAGCAGAUUAUGAAUCUAGCGACGAAGAUAGGCAUUUCAAGAGAAAGCCAUCGAGGUACGAGCGAUCUCCACCAGUGGUGAUUAGUGAUGUGAGUGAAGAUAAACAUCGAUACUCAAAACGCGGGAAGGGGGAGAGGUCUCGAGCUUGAUUUUCAAACAUUUUUGUUUUAUUUUUGUAUAAUUUGCUUCAAGUCUGAGAAAAUUAAAUGAGAAUCUUCUUAUUUGGCUAUAACGAACAAAUAAGAGAGCUCUUUUUAAUGAAAUUCGAUUUCGGAAUCUUUUUUCUUUCUAGUCCAGCUUUUGUUUGAGGACAACACUUCUUAAUUUCUUUAUCCAUGUAAUCUAAAUGACAUCAGUUGAUUUACAGUGAGAACUAAGUUUUUAAAUACAUGUUGUUACGUUUCAAAUAUAA